AUGGACCUGUACAAACUAGCUUUCCUCCUGGGAACCCUGAUCUGCUCUGUUAGUUGUACUGAGGUGGACAGCUACACCAAAACUGAAGGAGCGUGGAUCCUCUCGCUGCAGAAACGACAGCACUCAGCCAACACUGUGGCUGAAUGUGCCGCCAAAUGUGACGCCGAGUCAAUCUUCACAUGCAGGUCUUUCCUCUACGUUGAGAAGGACCAAGAUUGUUGGACAGCAGCAGCAAACUCUAAAUCAGAGAUAGUCGUGCGCAGAAGCAGCGCAGCGUUAUAUGAAAAGAAAUUAUACCUCCUGGAGUGUGUUAAUGGAGUAGGAACAGAUUACAGAGGAACAAAGAGCAAAUCAAAAACAGGGAAGACGUGCCAGAGAUGGGAAGCUAAAUACCCACACAGGCCCAACUUCACGCCCAGUGAACAUCCCAGAGCGGACCUGGAGUCCAACUUCUGCAGGAACCCUGAUGGAGACAGCGGGGGACCCUGGUGCUACACCACCGACCCCGACACCCGCUGGGAGAACUGCAAUGUACCCAGCUGCACCGAGGAGUGUAUACACUGCAGUGGUGAGAACUACAGAGGGAAGAUCUCCACUACAGAAAACGACUUCACCUGCCAACGCUGGGACUCGCAGAAGCCUCACAACCAUGGCUACAACCCCAGCGCUCUUCCAGAGAAGUAUCUGGAGGAGAACUACUGCAGAAACCCCGAUGGAGACCCCAAACCCUGGUGCUUCACCACCAGCCCGUCCAAACGAUGGGACUUCUGCUCCAUACCCCGCUGCACGUCCGAGCCGCCCACCAUCGUCCCCGAGCUGACCUGUGCCACCGGGGAAGGUGGAGCCUACCGAGGCACCGUCGCCGUGACCGAGUCCGGCAAACGUUGCCAGAGCUGGUCGACUCAGACGCCACACAAACACAACCGCUCGCCAGACAACUACCCCUGCAAAGGCCUUGAUAACAACUACUGUCGUAACCCUGACAACGAGAGGAUGCCCUGGUGUUACACCACCGAGUCUGAAACCCGCUGGGAGUACUGCAAAGUGCCGACCUGCGGGGAUGAAGCGGGACGAGAUGAGGCAGUGAUCCCCCCCGAGGAGGAGGACUGUUAUAUAGCGGACGGGACGAGUUACCGCGGCAUAACAUCCGAGACCAUCAGUGGAAAAAGAUGUCAAAGCUGGAGCGCCAUGACGCCUCACAACCACCAGAAAACUCCACGGAACUUCCCCACAGCGGACCUCAGGAGGAAUCUGUGCAGGAACCCUGACGGAGACCGAGCUCCCUGGUGUUACACUACAGACCCCAGUGUCCGCUGGGAGUACUGCAACCUGGAGAAAUGCCCCACCAGUCCUGCGGGAGGAACUCCUCCAACCACACCUUCUAAUCCCCAGGCCCCCACCCAGACUCCACCUCAGAAAGACUGUAAGACUGGAAAUGGGGCUACAUACCGGGGUUCAACCUCCAUCACCAUCCUGGGCGUCAGCUGCCAGGCCUGGAGUGCUCAGAGUCCUCAUCAACACAACAGCUUCACCCCACAAACUCACCCCGAAAAGGGUCUUGAGGGCAAUAGCUGCAGAAACCCGGACGGCGAUGUGAACGGGCCGUGGUGCUACACUACGGACAGGAACAAGAAAUGGAACUACUGUCAGAUCCCCGACUGUGCUGGAUUGAAUUGUGGGACGCCAGUCACCAAACCAAAGCGUUGCUUUGGUCGGAUCGUAGGCGGCUGCGUGUCCAAAGCUCACUCGUGGCCGUGGCAGAUCAGCCUCCGGACCAACACGGGAACUCAUUUCUGUGGAGGAACUCUGAUCCACCCUCAGUGGGUUCUCACAGCUGCACACUGUCUGGAGAGGUCCAAACGACCUUCAGCCUACAAGGUGAUCCUGGGCGUGCACACAGAGAGAGCCAACGAGGCGUCCAAGCAAGACAAGAACCUGGAGAAACUGGUCCUGGGACCCAACGGGGCCGACAUCGCUCUGCUCAAACUGCAGAGCCCUGCACUAAUAAAUGACAAAGUCCUGCCAGUUUGUCUGCCGACGAAGGAUUACGUCGUUCCCAGUGGAACCGAGUGUUACGUCACCGGAUGGGGUGAAACUCAAGAUUCCAUAUGA
Cottoperca gobio is the source of this 2112-nucleotide messenger RNA. RefSeq names its product plasminogen (gene plg). Gene Ontology annotation, molecular function: signaling receptor binding; serine-type endopeptidase activity. Lineage: Eukaryota; Metazoa; Chordata; Actinopteri; Perciformes; Bovichtidae. Gene Ontology annotation, biological process: proteolysis. The transcript is spliced from 18 exons. The coding region runs from base 1 to 2112 and encodes 703 amino acids. The record is from RefSeq and is a predicted model, not a curated record.